GAAACUACCCAGCUCCUUCAGACUUCUGAUUUCUUUUUGACUGACGUCAUAUCUGAGACCCUCAGGAAUCACCACAUACCUCAAAGAGCCACUGGAGUCGGUCUUAGCAAGCAUGCCGGAAAUUAUCCUCUCAAUCAAUGCGGGAUCGUCAAGCGUCAAAAUAUCCGUGUACAAGACGCCUGAGAAUGAGUCCAUGGUCCCAGUACAGCUGGCUGAAGCGACAGUCGAAGGCCUGACUGCGCCUCCUGCCAAGCUGAAAUAUGAACGUGGCGAUGAAAAGAUCAAAGGAAAAGAGCUGGAGAAUGUCGAAUCACAGGAAGACGGGUUCCGAUACAUUCUUGAGCACUUGACGAAUGACAAAGGCCUCCCAGAAUUGAAUCAUACCGACGAUAUUCGAUUUACGUGUCAUCGCGUUGUACAUGGCGGUGACUACCCCAGAAGCCAAGUCAUUGACCAGGAAACGUACCAUCACAUCGAAGAGCUCUCUGAUUUGGCGCCACUUCACAAUGCCCCGGCCCUUACCAUUGUUCGGGCAGUAGCAGAAGCCUUGCCGCAUGCUAAGAACAUUGCCUACUUUGAUUCGUCAUUCCACAGCACACUGCCCGAUUACGUAUGCACGUACCCAAUUGACCAAGAGGUGGCGCAGAAGAACAAGCUACGAAAGUACGGGUUCCAUGGCAUCAGCUACUCAUUCAUCGUCAAUGCUGUAACAGAGCAUCUCAAGAAACCGGCCGAUCAGCUCAACAUCAUUGCACUGCAUCUUGGCUCCGGCGCAUCUGCAUGCUGCAUUAGAGGAGGGAAAUCGCUCGACACUACAAUGGGCCUUACUCCUCUCGCUGGCCUACCAGGCGCUACGCGUUCGGGUUCAAUCGACCCAUCGCUAAUGUUCCACUACACGCACAGCGCGGGGAAGCCAUCGCACAGCUCCAGUGGAAAGCUGCACAUUACGCAAGCCGAGGAGAUCUUGAACAAGCAGAGUGGUUGGAAGAGUCUGACCGGGACUACCGAUUUUGGCAAAAUCAGCUCCUCGGAUCGCCAUGAAGACAAGCUUGCUUUCAACAUUUUCGUUGAUCGCAUUCUCAACUACGUUGCUCCUUACUUUACAAAGCUCGACGGAGAGGUUGAUGCUCUUGUAUUCGCAGGAGGGAUUGGCGAGAAGGGUGGAAAGCUGAGGCAGGCCGUUGUGCAGGGAGUCAAAUGCUUAGGCUUUGCGAUUGACGAGAAGAAGAAUGAAGCUCCGAUUGAGGAUGUGGUCACGGACAUAAGUGCAGGCAGCGCUAGAUUUAAGACACUGGUUGUGCAGACUGACGAACAGUUGGAAAUGGCAAGGGGUGUAUUGGCGGACAAGGACCGCUUUGUGGGCAAGAGAUAAUGCUAAUGGAAGUACAUGUCGUUCACAUCUAAUGCAAAGCACAUGCCGCUUAUAAUCAAUGCAAUAUCUCACCGCCCGCCUAAUGCUGUAUUAUUAUGGGGUGUCCUUGGUACACUUGGACAUGUGUCUGAAGCGUCCAUGUUCUCGUCAACAGAGUUGGAUGCUGGCGCGGUGAAGAUGUUGGAAUAGCUUGUUGGUAGUGCGGAAGUAAUGAUUGUGCAUUGUCUAAACUUGUUUAGCUGACUG
Exserohilum turcica Et28A is the source of this 1618-nucleotide messenger RNA. RefSeq lists its product as uncharacterized. The coding region runs from base 113 to 1372 and encodes 419 amino acids. Gene Ontology annotation, biological process: acetate metabolic process; phosphorylation. The transcript has a single exon. Gene Ontology annotation, molecular function: acetate kinase activity. NCBI's taxonomy places the organism in Eukaryota, Fungi, Ascomycota, Dothideomycetes, Pleosporales, Pleosporaceae. The record is from RefSeq and is a predicted model, not a curated record.